Syngnathus acus (greater pipefish) is the source of this 1203-nucleotide messenger RNA. It is a transcript of the gene phyh, whose product is annotated as phytanoyl-CoA 2-hydroxylase. Bases 71 to 1069 code for a protein of 332 amino acids. The record is from RefSeq and is a predicted model, not a curated record. The transcript is spliced from 9 exons. NCBI's taxonomy places the organism in Eukaryota, Metazoa, Chordata, Actinopteri, Syngnathiformes, Syngnathidae. Gene Ontology annotation, molecular function: phytanoyl-CoA dioxygenase activity. Gene Ontology annotation, biological process: fatty acid alpha-oxidation.
GCUCUUUGACCUACUUCCACAUAUUACUAGUGAAGUGACCGGACAAGAGCGCCUACCAACCUGCUAAACUAUGUCGCGGGCUGCCGAAAGGCUCAAAUUGAUGAUGGGGCAUCUCGAUCGGACCCCAGCCGUGGUUGCAACACCGACGUCGGCUCAAAGCACCGCCCCUCACCCCCACAAUCUAAGAUACACACUCGACAAUGACCUGCUGAGGCCAGAAGAGCGGCUCUUCUAUGAGCAAAAUGGAUUUUUUGUUGUCAGGAAUCUUGUGGCCGACGAGGACAUUGACUUGUUCAGGAAGGAGUUUGAGCGCAUUUGUCAACGAAAAGUCAAUGUUCCCGGUCUGGUGGUUAUGAGAGACGUGGCCAUUUCCAAGUCGGAGUUUGUUCCCGAUCAGAAAGCCGUCACCAAACUCCAAGACUUCCAGGAGGAUCCCGAACUUUUCCGGUACUGCACCUUACCGCAGAUCUUGAAGUAUGUGGGCUGCUUCACAGGACCGAACAUCAUGGCUAUGCACACCAUGCUCAUCAACAAGCCUCCCGAUGCAGGAAAGAAAACGUCUCGCCACCCCAUGCAUCAGGAUCUGCAUUACUUCCCAUUCCGACCGGCCGACCGCAUCGUCUGCGCCUGGACGGCGUUGGAGCGGGUCAACAGGCAGAACGGAUGCCUGGUGGUCCUGCCGGGAACGCACACGGGCACGCUCAAGGAGCACGACUACCCAGAGUGGGAGGGUGGAGUGAACAAGAUGUACCACGGAGUGCGUGACUACAACCCAGACCAUCCCAGGAUCCACCUGGAGAUGGAGAAGGGCGACACGGUCUUCUUCCACCCGUUGCUGAUCCACGGUUCUGGAAUGAAUCAGACGGAAGGAUUCCGUAAGGCUAUCUCCUGCCACUACGCCAGUUCCGACUGCCAUUACAUCGACGUGAAGGGAACAUCGCAGGAAAAUAUUGAGAAUGAAGUGAAGGAGCUAGUGUCCAGGAAGUACUCCGGGACUGUCAGUCUCACCUUUCAGGACACUUGGGCUUUCCGAGGCCGCCUGGUACAGGGAGAGCGACGCGGACUUUGAGACAAGCCGACAAAAUUAUGUUUAAAUGAGCAAUCAGCUGCUGUGUUCACUUUACAAAAGAUAAUUGUGAUAAUUAGUCAUAAUUUGUGCACUUAAGCUUAACAUUGACUGACAGUUUUGACACUCGGGGAAAA